UUGAAGAAAAUGAACAAUCGUAGCCAUAACCAUCAUAUAAAUCCCUUUAUUAAUGGCAUGCUCAGUAGGAAGAGGAAGUUCCAAGAGAUCAGUAAUGAUAGCGAGAUGGGCACUGACUCAACUCUCCACACCAAUUCGCCUCUCUCUAGUCCUGAAGAAGCUGAAUUCGGAAGAUCUCAGAAGAGAAGACUCACGACUGAACAUUUGUCUCCUGAAGAAGAGGAAAAGAUGGUUGAGAUAGGCCAAGCCAAGCAGAUCCUGGAGAGGAACAUUCAAAAUUCCCGAUUGGAGUCAUCUCUUCGCUAUUCAGGCUUUGUUUCACCAAUAGCCUCACCUUCCAGCCCCCAAGAAACACAGCAUCAGCAUGAGCCCCAGUCGAUUGAGCCGGAGGAGCCAGAAAUGAUGCACAAAAGGCACUAUUUCUCCUUAAAAGGAGAUAUAGACUACAGCAAAGAUCUCACUGAAGAGCAAAUAGCUGAACUCAGAAAAGUCGAAGCUUAUUAUGCUUCCAGAAACCUCAUGAUCGUCAGUACCUUCAUCAAUCAGUAAGCCUCAGGAGGGCUGUAGGCCUCCCAAUCAGGAGGGGGCAUGCCGAUUAAACAUUAACCCUAAUUUUCGAGUAAGGUUGCACUCUUUUCUAUUUUGCGAUAAC
Moneuplotes crassus is the source of this 652-nucleotide messenger RNA. NCBI's taxonomy places the organism in Eukaryota, Ciliophora, Spirotrichea, Euplotida, Euplotidae. The record is from the annotation of a GenBank genome assembly.